GUUUGAAGUGACAGACACCUGGCAACAAACUGGUUAUCACGGAUGGCUGGCCUGCCGGUGAAGGGUGACACCAGUUAUCUCUGGAGCCCAGAGUCUCUCAGGAGCAGCGGCAGCAGCAGCCCAUGGGAGACGGCUUGGAAUGAGCUAGUAGGAUAGGGGCCAGGUACAGGUGGUGGAUGGCUUGGUAUUACAGGCCAUUCUCCUCAACCAGGUGAUGCAACAUGAUCAGAUGCAGCAUCAGAUAUAACCAAUAUGCUUUUAUGGUUGUGGGCACCAGAGUGUCGUGGCGGGGAACAAAUCAUUGUGGAUAGUGGAGGUUCCAGCAAAGCAGCUUAACCAAGAUAAUGAUGUCUCCCUCUCACCCCCUGAUGCUGUAGCUGAGAGUCUGCCAGAUAAGCAGAUGCUCCUAUAUGAAAAGGCAGGCGGCCCAGCAGACAGUGACGUGGAUGAUACAGACCUGCUCAGAAGAACCCAGGAUGUCACCAGGUUCCAUCUGGAUCAGGAGCUGGAUAAUUACUGUACGGCCAUGAAGAAGAUGGCAGAUGAUAUCCUGUCUCUGCGCAGGCAUGUUGCUAGCCUGGAGGCAGAGAACAGCACCCUGCGCCGCAAUCUGAACAUGCACAAGGAAGUGGGCCGCACAUUGCUGAACGACAUGGACGUGGAUGUCAUGACCAAGGCGGAGAUAGUCGACAGGAUAGUGGCCUUCAAGCGCAAGCUGGCUGCUGGGACAGUGGAGAUGAGCUGGAUGAAGGACCGGGUGCAACAGCUGCAGAAUGAGCUGAUCCGGAAGAAUGACCAGGAGAAGGAACUGGUGAUGCUGCAACGAGCCCAUCAGCAGCAGCAGAUGGUGCUAAGGAAGUACCAGGAGAAAAUCACCAAGACGAAAGCCCUGGAAGACACUGUGCGGCAGCAGGAGAGGGUGAUUGAGAAGAUGGAGUGCAUGCUGGAGGAGAAGGUGACAGAGGCUGCUAGGACCUGUGAGCAACCGUUGGUUGAUAACUUCUCCAAGGAGUUCUACUCCACCCUGCUAGCCGAGAACAUGAGACUGUGGGAGGAGCUGGGCAGAGCCCGCUACCGCUCUUCCCCCAUCAUCCUGCAGCAGCAAGCCUUGCCGGACAUGUUCUCCACCAACUCAGAGAAACUGUCUUUGCUGGCCAAGGUGGAGAAGGCACAAAGUCGCAUUCGUGUCCUGGAAAGCCAGCUGGAGGAGUCUGCAAGGAAAUGGGGGCAGGAGAUGCAGGAUCUCAGCACUCGGCUCCUGGAGCAAGAGCAUGGCUUUGGGCGCUCAUCCAGCACCAUCCUGCAUGAUUUCUCACUGAAGACUUCACCAGACCCCACAACACAUAUCAAGAGGCACCAAAUGCUCGAUUCUCUGCCCUAACACCUUCUGCAAGAUGGACUUACUGGCAAUGCUGGGGAAAGAGUGUGAAUGAUCUGUCUGACUUCCCCUCCUUUUCCUACCACCCCCCCACCAAAAACAGACCUCUCCUAGGGGCUACUGGAAUUCUUUAUUAAAUGCUUGAUACUCAGC
Dermochelys coriacea (leatherback sea turtle) is the source of this 1531-nucleotide messenger RNA. It is a transcript of the gene CCDC33, whose product is annotated as coiled-coil domain containing 33. The record is from RefSeq and is a predicted model, not a curated record. Gene Ontology annotation, cellular component: peroxisome. The coding region runs from base 401 to 1381 and encodes 326 amino acids. The transcript is spliced from 12 exons. Lineage: Eukaryota; Metazoa; Chordata; Testudines; Dermochelyidae.